Corticium candelabrum is the source of this 3309-nucleotide messenger RNA. RefSeq names its product protein SDA1 homolog. Bases 13 to 2157 code for a protein of 714 amino acids. Gene Ontology annotation, cellular component: nucleolus. The transcript is spliced from 25 exons. NCBI's taxonomy places the organism in Eukaryota, Metazoa, Porifera, Homoscleromorpha, Homosclerophorida, Plakinidae. The record is from RefSeq and is a predicted model, not a curated record. Gene Ontology annotation, biological process: ribosomal large subunit biogenesis; ribosomal large subunit export from nucleus.
UACUCCGAGGUCAUGUCCCGACGGCAUAGAAAUGUGCUGCCUGACAACUUGCCGCAGCUGCAGAACCUCAUUAAACGAGACCCACAAUCAUAUGAAGAAGAGUUCUUGCAGCAGUAUCGUCAUUAUCAGGCGCAGCUUCAAAUAUUUCAGUUGAAGCCUUCGGACAACUACAAAUCUCUGGCUGAAGUUGUCACUUUCAUCUGUCAGGUAACACAGUGUUAUCCUCAACACUUGGCUGACUUUCCACAAGAGAUUAUAAAUCUAUUAAAGCGACAUGGCAGACUACUUGACCCUGAGUUGCGAAUGACACUGUGUCGAGGGCUAAUCAUGAUCAGGAACAAGGGACUUGUGCGUCCCAUAAGACUAUUUGAGUUGUUUUUUGAGCUGUUUCGUUGUCAAGACAAACUGCUUCGUAAAACAUUAUAUCUGCACAUUGUUAGUGACGUCAAGAAUAUCAAUGCAGGUCAUAAAGACAAUCAACUAAAUACUCAGUUGCAAAACUUCAUGUACACAAUGCUGAGAGAUAGCAGUUCUGUUGCUGCUAAGAUGUCUCUGGAUGUGCUAACCGACCUGUACAAGAAAAACGUUUGGCACGAUGCUAGGACUGUGAAUGUGCUUUCCACUGCUUGCUUAUCUUCUGUGACCAAAGUGAUGGUAGGAGCUAUGAAGUUUUUUCUUGGUGCUGAUGAGGAAGAAGAAGAAAGUAGCGAUAGUGACGAGGAUAAGCCAACAGCCAAAGAGCUCGUGUUCAAAGACAGAGUAAACAAGAAAACACGCAAAAGAAAGAGAAAGCUUGAUAAGGCCAUGACUGUCCUGAAGAGGCACAAAAAGAAGAGAAAACGUUCUGAUACAUCCAGUUUCUCCGCUUUACAUUUGCUGUAUGAUCCUCAAGAUUUUGCUGAAAAGUUGUUUAAACAUCUGGAGAAAUCAAAAGAACGAUUUGAAGUCAAGCUGAUGAUGCUAAACCUCAUCAGUCGCCUCAUUGGCGUUCACAAGCUUUUCCUAUUUAAUUUUUAUCCAUUUAUUCAAAGAUUUUUGCAGCCACAUCAGAGAGAAGUCACUAAGCUGUUGAUGUACAGUGCACAGGCUUGUCAUGACCUUGUGCCAUCCGAGGUGGCAGAGCCGGCACUGAUGGCUGUUGUUAACAACUUUAUUACUGAGAGAAAUUCAAGUGAAGUGAUGGCUGUGGGUCUUAAUGCAGUUCGUGAAAUGUGCGGACGUUGUCCAUUGAUUAUGAAGGAGGAUCUGUUGCGGGAUCUGGCUCAGUACAAGUCACAUAGGAGCAAAAAUGUAGUCAUGGCCGCUCGUUCACUUAUUCAACUGUACAGAGACAUUCAUCCAGAUUUGUUACACAAGAAAGAUCGAGGUCGUCCCACUGAAGCAGCUGUAGGUAGAAAGCCUUUGCAAUAUGGAGAAGUGGCAGCAACAUCGUUUGUACCAGGGACAGAGCUGUUAACUAAAAAGGAUAUGAAACAUGAUGAAACAAAUGAAGUUCAUAUCAGUGAUGAUGACGAAUUGGCACAAAGCGAUGAAGAGUGGCAGUCCAUAAGCGACUCAGGAGAUGAAAUCAUUCUCAACGAUGACACCUCAGAUGAAGCAGACAACAAUGAAGAAGAGGACAUUCAAACUGACAGUGAAGACACUAAAAACGAACAAGAAGACAAAGACGAAACAGAAACAGAAACCAUAGUGGAACCAACACAACACGUUGCUGCAGAAGAGAUCAGUCAAAUGAGACUGUUGACACAGGAAGACUUUAAGGUUAUUCGUAAGAGACAACUGGAGAAGGAAAUAGAACCACGGCUGGCAAAGAAACGUAAGAUGAUAAACCUUGACACGGAGGACAGAACAAGAGGCGAAUUUGUGUCGCUGGAAAAUAUAGAGAGGGUACACAAGAGUGCAAAGCUGGACAAGCAAGCCAGACUUGCUAGCAUUAUGGCAGGAAGGGAGGGUCGCCCAAAGUACAAAGGUGGCAGGAAACGCCGAAACGAAUUUGCAAGCACGUCACACAAAGACAAGCAGAAAUCAAAAAACUUCAUGAUGAUGAAAACAACUCGUAAAGUGAAGCGAAAGUCUCGACGGUCGUUCAGAGAGAAACAGAUUGCUCUGAGAAACUCACUCAUGAAGACCAAGAGAUCCAAUAAACGGAAACAUUGAGGUACAAAUGUUAUAGGUUGUAAGUAAAUGAUUACUAUAUAAACAAAAAUGGAAGAUAUACAGACUUUUGUGAAGGCAAUUCAAACUGGACACAAACAGCAUUUACAAACUAGAAGCCAUUAAUGAUGGGAUUACACAACCCGCAUGCCAACUGUAAAGUGCACGUGUUUUUGUUUGGGUGACCUUGACCUUGACCCUGAGUACCAUUUUCGAACUCAUCCAAGAUUUUGGCAAGGUCUUCGUAUUCUGAAAAUGUUUUAGAUGUUGCUGUUAUCAUUAUUGUGAUAGGACAAAGUGGUUAGCUAUUUGCUAUAGUAUUGUAGCUUAAAUUUGAAAAUAUGUAUUGGACAGACAAACAGACAGAUUCAAUUGCAGAAAAUGUAGUAGAGUUUUGAGAACACUAUUAGCGAUCAGUAGUUUGUGUUUCAUUGUAAUAGCUGUGAUUUAUGAAAUAUACAUGUACUACCAUUGACAAACAGACGGACGGACAGACAGACAAACAGACAGGCAGACAGAAUGAAUGGCUGUAGUUGUAAUGAUGGAGUGAUACUUGGAAAAUUGCAGAAGAUAACAGGAGGUCGGGGAGAUGGGGUCAUAGGUGAAGAAUUGGAUGUGCAAUAAUGAAUAUAGUUAGUUAAUUACAUACAGUUGAGUAGUAGUUGACUCUUUGUGUUUGAUCUAAAUGGCAUAGGCAGUUUAGUCAUUUUCUAGAGACAAGAAUUAAUGUAUAUUGAUGUUUGUAAUUUGUAAUUGUGCUUAAAAUGUAUUGAAAAAGUCAAGACACACAAACACACAGACAAACACCUGAAAACAUUACAACCUCGCUCCACUGUGAUAUAGAUUGCAACUAACAGACAGCGGGAUUUUUUCAUUGGGCCAGACUGUCCUCAUAGCAAUAACUAUUGUUUGUGGCCUCUCCUACACUCUCGUGUGUUACUGAAAGAUUCUCUUGCCAUCCUUGGGUGGCAUCAUUCCCAGAUUUAUGUUCCUCUGCUGCAUGCUGUGACAGAGAGGAGAAUCUGGAAUGACCAACGCAAGACCCAUUUGUUUAAUACAUACGGUCAAUUCAGAGUUAUUCGACCCUCACCACUACCACUAGUACUGAGACUUGGUGUAAAAUAUUGAUCACCACAAAGUAAAUGUAAAGCAGCU